Notodromas monacha is the source of this 1329-nucleotide messenger RNA. Lineage: Eukaryota; Metazoa; Arthropoda; Ostracoda; Podocopida; Cyprididae. The record is from the annotation of a GenBank genome assembly.
AUGGAAGAAUAUGCACGGGAACCAUGCCCGUGGCGCAUUGUUGAUGACUGUGGUGGGGCUUUCGCUAUGGGAUCCAUCGGUGGCUCACUUUUUCAAGUGUUCCGUGGAUUCAGGAAUGCCCCUAGCAAGAGUCCUUUGAUUUACCAGGGCAUGAACCGUCGACUGUUGGGCAGUUUACUGGCUGUGAAAGAGCGUGCACCGAUCAUUGGUGGUAGCUUUGCCAUCUGGGGAGGAAUGUUCACAACGUUGGACUGUUCCCUUGCUCACAUGAGAGGAAAAGAGGAUCCAUGGAAUUCUAUUAUGAGUGGAGCGGCAACAGGAGGCAUUCUUGCAGCUCGCAAUGGCCCAGCUGCGAUGGCAGGAAGUGCCAUCAUUGGUGGCGUGCUCCUUGCCCUUAUCGAGGGUAUUGGGAUAAUGUUCACACGCAUGUCCGCAGAGCAGUUUAAGCCAAUGAACCCGCAGAUGGAGGAAGCUCAACAACUAGGUACACCGUUUGGACAACAGCAGCAAUACCAGUAGUUUUAAAAAAAUUCGAUUCUUUUUUCUUGACCCGCGAGCGCAGAUUUAUUUUGUUGAAUUCUUUGCUUUGGAGCAAUGGUGUGCUCAUUGUUAGAUUGAGGGUAGGUGAUCGCGAAACACGCGUGGACGGUGAUUUGCGCGAUUUGUUUUGGCAUUGAGUCGAGUGUGUCUCGAAAGAUUAAAGCUUUUUGGAUUGGUCGAUGAGGAAAGCAGUCGCGAAUGAUUAUUUGUAAAACAAGGAAAAACCUUCUAUCUACUAUCCGCGCUUUCGCGCAAUUUCUAAAAUAUGUUCUCUUUACAGGAUUGUUUCCUGAGUAUAUGAACAAUGAAAGCUGAUGCAUGGACUUGGAUUGCAUGCCCAGUCGUUCAAUCAAUUCCACGAUUUCUAUUAUACCCGUUAUUCAAUUGAAGUGUUCUGUUUUGAAAGCUGAUGGAAAUUUUCGUCGUUGAAACCCCAAUCCAUUCCAAGAUGAGUUAAUUAACUGUGAAUUGAUUGAUUCGAUUCUUGUGAUGCGUUUCUUCGUUCGACCAGCACUCAACAGCCUAUCUGAAGAAUUGAGAUAACAAAUUUUUCACUCCCAACUUUUCUGAUCGGUCUGCCAUAUUUUAUUAUACGGGAAUUAUUUUUAAUGAAAGAUUUAGCUUCAUUUCCCACGGUUCACCUGGAUUAAUUUAAAAAUUUUUGUGAAGGUACAGAAGUAAUCCCCGAAGUAAUUUCUUUCAAGCAUAAGAAUAAAAGGCCCUCUUUCCGACGUUGCAUUUUGCUUUUGAUCCAAUAAAAUACAGUACUUCUUUGAAGCCAAAUGCCAC